Molecule: messenger RNA, 582 nt
Organism: Salvelinus namaycush (lake trout)
Lineage: Eukaryota; Metazoa; Chordata; Actinopteri; Salmoniformes; Salmonidae
Product: phosphatidylserine decarboxylase proenzyme, mitochondrial-like
Exons: 4
Coding region: 151-582 (143 amino acids)
Source: RefSeq, a predicted model, not a curated record
AAUCAGACACAGUGUUACAGUAUCACAAUCCAUUAGGUGGCGACAAAGACCUCCAGCUAGGAUUAAUAUUUGUCUUGCGAAGACGAAGAAGCUUUCCUCAAUACCGAGUUCCGAUUGGUUGUUUACACGAGCGUUCUACACACUCACAAGAUGGCAGCGUCCUUAGGAAAGUUGUGCUGUAAUCAGCUGCCACUGACAGCGAGGAAAAUUGGCAGUGGCUGGCUCCACUUCAGAGCACAAGGAGCCGGACAGUUUCAUCCAGGGCCAUGGCGUUCAUUAUCCAGUGGGCGACAGCGGUUCAAUGCAGCCUCUCUCGGCCUUCAGGCUCGCAGCAGGCCCUUUACUCUCCUCAUCGCCACUGGCGGAGGCUACAUGGGAUACGACCAGUACGGCCGCUACAAGGACCGGGAGCUAACAAAGAUUGGUAUCGAGGUGCCUCCACGCAUCGCCAAUGAAGCCCAGGCAGACCAGUCCUCCUCCAGUCUCUCACUGUCACCAGUCUGCUGCAGCUCCUCUCAGAUCAGCUGUGAAACAGUCACCCCACCUUCUGGCACCCAGCCUCUGCCCUCUGGUACAAAAUAA